Manihot esculenta (cassava) is the source of this 2070-nucleotide messenger RNA. Its product is annotated as S-adenosylmethionine decarboxylase proenzyme. Gene Ontology annotation, biological process: spermidine biosynthetic process; spermine biosynthetic process. Gene Ontology annotation, cellular component: cytosol. The record is from RefSeq and is a predicted model, not a curated record. Gene Ontology annotation, molecular function: adenosylmethionine decarboxylase activity. The transcript is spliced from 3 exons. Bases 751 to 1845 code for a protein of 364 amino acids. Lineage: Eukaryota; Viridiplantae; Streptophyta; Magnoliopsida; Malpighiales; Euphorbiaceae.
GGAAUAAGUUCAUCCAACGCUCCCAGCCACAGCGAGGGCAUGUUAGUCAAAUCAACCAUGAAGUGCGGAGAAUUCGAAGAAGCAACGGAGGGGCAAAAAUGUAGUUUGCAAGAAGGAACAGUGGCAUAAAUUUUCUAUACCUAUCUAUUUAUACCUCCACUUUCAUGUAGAUUGGCCGCCACCAUCACAACUCACAAGAGCAAUUUCGUAAAGCCAAAAAGGAGAAGCACGCAACGCAACCUCAUCAUUUAUCGAUCAAUUUCUGGGGUUUCUUUUCUCUUUCUCAUCAUUCCUUAAUCAAAACCUCACGUUUCUCUUGGUAUUUGGACUGGAUGAUCUAAUGGAGUCUAAAGGUGGGAAGAAGAAGUCUAGUAGUAAAUCCUUAUUCUACGAAGCUCCCCUUGGUUACAGCAUUGAAGACGUUCGACCCAACGGAGGCAUCAAGAAGUUCCGAUCUGCUGCUUACUCCAACUGCGCUCGCAAACCAUCCUGAUAUCCUCAGCUAGACUGCCUGCUCAAAUAAAGUAGUUAAAUAAAAUUUAUAAUUGCUGUAGUUAGUUUUUAGCUGCUUAUUCAACCGAUCUCUUCCCCUCUCUUCUCUCUCUCUGCGACUGCGAUUUCCUGGCAACUGUGACAUCUUCAUCUGUGAUCUUUGAAACGCAUUUUCCUUGCAACUGUCAUUGCAUUCGACUGUGGUCUAUUUUGCAUCUUGCAAACACUUCCUCACUGUAACUAUUUCUGUUGGUCAAUAUGACCAUGGCUGUCUCUGCAAUUGGUUUUGAAGGUUACGAGAAGAGGCUGGAAAUAACAUUUUUUGAGCUUGGCAUUUUUGUUGAUCCUGAAGGAAAAGGGCUUCGAUCUCUGUCCAAGGCUCAGUUGGAUGAGAUUCUUGGAGCAGCGGAGUGCACUAUUGUUGAUUCACUGUCAAAUGAUCACGUCGACUCUUAUGUCCUUUCUGAGUCUAGCCUCUUUGUAUACCCUUAUAAGAUCAUCAUCAAAACCUGUGGGACAACAAAGCUGCUUCUUGCAAUCCCACCUAUCUUGAGGCUGGCUGAUUCCCUUUCUCUUAAUGUGAAAUCUGUGAGGUACACUCGUGGGAGCUUCAAUUUCCCUGGAGCUCAGUCAUAUCCUCACCGCAGUUUCACUGAAGAAGUUACUGUCUUGGAUAGUUAUUUUGGGAAGCUUGGUUCAGGGAGCAAGGCUUAUAUAAUGGGUGGGUUUGAAAGCCCACAGAAAUGGCAUAUUUACUCUGUAUCAGCAGCAGAUUCUGCAAUCUCUUGUGAUCAUGUUUACACUAUAGAGAUGUGCAUGACUGGUUUGGACCAAGAAAAGGCUUCUGUUUUUUACAAAACUCAAUCGGCUUCUGCAUCUAGCAUGACUAUUGAUUCUGGUAUAAGAAAGAUUCUUCCAGACUCCAAGAUAUGUGAUUUUGAUUUUGAUCCGUGUGGUUAUUCAAUGAAUGCUAUUGAAGGAGCAGCUAUUUCUACAAUCCAUGUUACACCAGAAGAUGGUUUCAGCUAUGCUAGCUUUGAAGCAGUAGGAUAUGAUCCUGAAGAAGUGAGCCUGAACCAGUUGGUUGAUAGGGUGUUGGUUUGUUUCCAGCCGAGCCAGUUUUCACUUGCCGUACAUGCCAGUGUCACAGGUGAAAAACUAGUGAGGACUUGUUCACUGGAUGUUAAGGGAUACUGUCGUGGAGAGAGGAGCCUUGAAGAGCUUGGAAUGGGUGGUUCCAUUGUUUACCAGAAGUUUGUUGGGACUGUGGACUCUGGUUCUCCUAGGUCAACUCUGAAAUGCUGCUGGAAAGAGAAAGAAGAGGAAGAUGAGGAAGAAGAGGAUUCGUUUUAAUAUUCUAUUUCUUUGUGGUUUGCGUCUAUGUUUUAAAUAAAAUAACUGCUCUCAGGCUAUGCCUGAUGACAGCAAUCUUAAGUAGUGAUGUCUGUUAUCUUGGAUUUUAUAUGGCAUUACCUGUGUGGCUCUCGUGUCUGAAAUGUGAGAGCUCUAGUAUUCUGAAUGUUGAGUCAGACUUGUUUGGUGGAUUUAUUCUAAAUAUAUGUUCGUGGUUAUUGAUUA